UUGAAAUCGUUACCCUUGAAGAAACUGCGUGGAGAAGCGUGCAAAGAUGAAUGGCCCGGUGGAUGGCUUGUGUGACCAUUCUCUAAGUGAAGAAGGAGCGUUCAUGUUCACAUCGGAGUCGGUCGGAGAGGGACACCCGGACAAGAUCUGUGACCAGAUCAGUGAUGCCGUGCUGGAUGCCCAUCUGAAGCAGGACCCCAAUGCCAAGGUGGCCUGUGAGACGGUGUGUAAGACGGGCAUGGUGCUGCUGUGCGGCGAGAUCACCUCCACGGCCACGGUGGACUACCAGCGGGUGGUGAGAGGUGCCAUCAGGCACAUUGGCUACGACGACUCUGCCAAGGGCUUUGACUUCAAAACCUGCAACGUGCUGGUGGCUUUGGAACAGCAGUCCCCGGAUAUUGCCCAGUGUGUACAUCUGGACAGAAACGAACAGGAUGUUGGGGCCGGAGAUCAGGGUUUGAUGUUCGGCUAUGCCACCGACGAGACGGAAGAGUGCAUGCCCCUCACUAUUAUCCUCGCUCACAAACUCAACGCCCGGAUGGCAGACCUCAGACGCUCUGGGGUCCUCCCCUGGCUGCGACCUGACUCCAAGACUCAGGUGACAGUUCAGUACACCCAGGACAAUGGCGCGGUCAUCCCCAUGCGCAUCCACACCAUCGUCAUCUCUGUACAGCACAACGAGGACAUAACCCUGGAGGACAUGCGCAAGGCUCUGAAGGAGCAGGUGAUCAAGGCUGUGGUGCCCGCCAAGUACCUGGACGAAGACACCAUUUACCACCUGCAGCCCAGCGGGCGGUUUGUCAUUGGCGGUCCCCAGGGGGACGCGGGCGUCACUGGCCGUAAGAUUAUCGUGGACACCUAUGGCGGCUGGGGGGCGCACGGUGGCGGGGCCUUCUCUGGGAAGGACUACACCAAGGUGGACCGCUCGGCGGCGUACGCAGCCCGCUGGGUGGCCAAGUCCCUGGUGAAAGCGGGGCUCUGCCGGAGAGUGCUCGUGCAGGUUUCCUAUGCCAUUGGUGUGGCUGAGCCACUGUCCAUUUCCAUCUUCACCUACGGAACCUCUCAGAAGACAGAGAGAGAGCUGUUAGAUGUGGUCAGUAAGAACUUUGACCUUCGGCCCGGUGUCAUCGUCAGGGAUUUGGAUUUGAAGAAGCCCAUCUACCAGAAGACGGCGUGCUAUGGCCAUUUCGGAAGAAGCGAGUUCCCGUGGGAAAUUCCCAAGAAGCUUGUGUUUUAGAGCUGGUGGGAGCGGGGCCGAGCCUGGCCCUGGAGGCGUCUGGAUGGCCUGCUUCCUCUUCUUCAGCAUCCCAGCUCUCACAUGUCCCAGACCCAGGGCUCUGACUGCCCUCCUAGGGAGUGCCUUCCCACCCCCCACCCCCUCCUGGACCAAGCCACACCCCUAGGGUUAGCCUUGUGUUGUCAUCACUGUGAAUGGCAGGAGGCUUGCUGGUGCUGGAUGUCACAUCUCCUCAGGAGGGUAGUCACAAUGUUCCCCUGCUUUUCCCUCAGACCUAGGCCAUGUUCAUUUAGUGGAAAAACCACCCCCGUCAAGAGUAAAUCCCCUCACUCACCUCCUCCGUGAGCCGUCCGCUCCUCCCUCACAGAUCUCAGGGAUCCUGGGUGUGCCGGGUCUGCCCUUCACAUCUGUGGCCUGUGUCCUAAGCCAGGGCCUUCACAGAGGCCUUCCGGGCUAGACAUCUGGCCAAGAUAGGAACAGGGACUGACAUCUCCUAAGCGUCUACAAAUGUGUGAAGGACUGAGCUAAUCUCAUUUCUUCUUUACUGCAACAUGAUGAGGUAACACCUCAUUCCCACUUCUAUAGGAAGAAACUGAGGCACAGACUACGUAGGUAACUUUCCCAAGGUCCCACAGCCACACAUGUCAGGACCUAAACAUGAGUCCCGGAGCUCUGACUCAGGAACCCAUACGUCCCCCAGCCCCGUUGCCAUCUCAUGCCAGGUGCAGGCCUGAACAAUGAAAAAGCAGAUUUGAGAUGAAGCUGUGUGACCUCUGCCCUGAAGACCCAAGGUUGCUGCGAUUAGGGGAUUAACCCCUGGCUCUUGGUGAGCCCAGUGAUACGCGAAGUCAGGACAGAGAAGCAGCUUGUCCUAGCUCAGGUGGCCAGCCCCUUAGGGCCCUGGAAUCCUGUGUCCUUCAAGUCCUUCUCUCUCUUCAGCCUUGUUGUCUGAGUGCUGUUAGAAUAAGUGGGUGAGCCCCUCAGAUACCCCUUUCAGAGAGGCCAGCUGUGAGGCCCAAACAUCUGUGACCCAGAUGGCAGGGCUGAACUCCUAGUGGUAGACAAGUUGGCUGGGAUGUCAUGAGGGAAUCCUACCUUUGCCAGGUGGCUUCUGGGCCAUGGUACCCCUGGGACCUGAGUGGUCCUCGGUGUGCUAGGGUCUUGGAAGCUGCACAUUCACCUGCCUUUCCAUCCCUGGCCAGUUCUACCUACCCCGCCUGUCCUCAGCCUGGGCCUUUGACAGCAGCAUCUCGGCCUUCUCCCUAGCUGCCCAGACCACAGGCUGGGUGGGUGCCUCCACGGAUCCCAAGAGCUGGAGACUGGGCUUCUUUCCAGGGCGUGUGCUGCUGGUUCUGGCUGGGACAGGCAGCCCACGAAGUCUCAUCUGGGGAGCAGACUGCCUGCAUCUGGGCUCUAGGCCUGAAGCACAAAGACCCAAGGCUCUUCUCUUUCCGUCAGAGAAAAGGCAGCUCUUCCGGGAAGAAAAAAGAAGCCUGAAUUUGCAUCUAAGCCUAGAGCUUGUGUCCGUUCUGGAGGCUCUGAUGUGUCUGCGGGCACUGGUCACCCAGCAAGUCUCAAGCUCCUUCCAGGAGAGGGAGGUGCAGGUUUGUGGGCGGCGAGUUCCUCUCACUUGGGCCAUAUUAGAAGUCAAAAUCACAAUUGUAUACGUUCCCCACCCCCUAGAGAAACAAGAUCUUUUUUGGGGUCAACAUUGUUUAUAAGAAUCUAGAACCUUUAUUAAUAGCUCCUGCUAGGACAGGAUAAAUCAAACGGAAUAAACAGCACUUCAGUGAAUCAAACUGAAGGAACAACUACUCUAUGCUUAAUUUUUGUCUGCAAACCUCCAGACACCCCACCUCUGAGGAGCAUCCCCCAGGCCCGAGCAAAGGGGGGUACCCCCUCCUCUGUGUUCCCCCACCCAGGGCCCCCUGUUCCUGUCUGUGUGGGCUUCUCUGGCAUAGAUUAAGGCUUCCACAUCCCCAGCGACUGCGUUGUCACCACAUUCCUGUAAUUAUUCCUCACCACACCCCGCUGAGUUUCAUGGGGAGAACUUGAGGCCCAGAGGGUGAGGAACGUGACCCAGGCACCCGGCUGGCAAGGGGCUCCCCAGUCUCCCAAGCGCUCCAUCACCACGUGCUACCACCCUGUGGCCUGGUGCCCUCCCUGCAGAUUAUCUGCAGCAAGACUGUCAUGAGGGGAGCACUCAGGCCAUAUUGUCCGUUGGCUAAAUCACUGAAGUCAAAUGAAGGGAGUGAAGGAGGGUUUUGGUCUGCAGAGAGAUGAGCCAGACCUUUAAACAGGUUUAAAGGGGCACAUCUCCCUUUCACACACUCGGUGAGGAGAAUUAACAGGUGACAUUUGUAUUAGCAGACUGUGGGAGCAGAAGCCCCUGGAAAGAUAGUCCUUGGCGGGGGGUCGCUUCCUGCACUGUGUCCUACAAGCAGGCUGUGGGGAGAGGACCCCGUUCUGGAGAAACAGCCAGGUCCAGGCUGAGGGGUAAGCCGCGUGAGGAGGCUUUGAGACAGGCUGGUCCGGGUGCCGGGAAGGGCAGAAGUGCGGCCGAGACCUGGGAAUGUGGCAGAGAGGCGGAGAAAGCCGAAGGCCACAGGCUUGCAUGAGACAGGAUCUGUGACUUGAGCAGCCACUACAGGACCAUGCAGUGACCUGCUUUUCCUAGCAUAUAAUCCCUGUUUUGUAAGAACAGAAAGACACCAUGAAACAUUGGAAUGCUUGCCUGAGAGGGAAGGUGGUGAAGGAAUGGGCUUUAUGGGCAUCAAAGGCCAAAUGCUGAGUGAGAGCAAGAAGGACAGCCACUUCUGAGCCACGAAGCCUUCAAGGGUCACAGUGUUGUGGAAGUGGUGAAGGACAUGGGUAGGGAAGCCAGUGGGUAGGAGGAAAGCCUACCAAGGACAGUGGGGUGUCCUUGGAAGCCAAGUGAAGACGGUGUGUCUGGGGCCAGGGAGGGCUCACCCAUGGGAAAUGAUACCAGUGGGUUGGAUGAUGGGAGGCCUCAGAGGUCCAGUGACUUCAGCGUGCGGAGAUGGGUGGUGGCUGGGAAAAGGAAGGAGAGGCAUUAAGAAGAUGUAAAUACAGCCAUAUCCUCCACCCCAACUUGUAAUCCAUUGGUACCUCUAAUGCAUGCUGAAUAAAGUUAAGGGUGCGUGACCAAGCUGUCACUGUCCCAUGUGCCUGCCCAGUGUCCAUCUGUCCGCCCUCAUUCUGGGCUCCACUCCCUGCCUCCACAGUCCAGACUCCCCAGCUUCUAUGGUUUCCUCGAACAGGCCCAGUUCAUUCUCACCUCAGGACCUUUGCACAUGUCAUUCUAUGUGAUACUCUUCUCCUGUCUUUAAAUGGAUGCUCUGUCUCAUCCCUUAGGUUUCAGAUGAAAUUUCUGUCUUUCUGAAAAGCCCCUUCCUUGGUAACCUCCUGUUUGUCCUCCCAUUUUUAGUUUCUUGUUCAGUGUCUAACACAAGUGUAAAUACGAAUUUCCUUGUUUAAACCUCUUUGGGGCCAACCCCCUCACGACUCCUUCCACACCUACCCUCUGAGUCCUUCCAACCUCAGUUUACAAGUCACCCUCCAGAAAGACACUCUCAAACAUCCUCCAUAAAUCACACCCACUGCCAUCUUUAUCUGCUACUGGGCUUCAAAGGCUGUCAUGAUUUAUGGAUGUCAGUGCUUGCUUGUUCAUGCCUGUUGCCCCCACAGGACUUGGAAUUCCUGAGGUCUUACCUUGUCUGCUCUGUUUGCCACUUCAUACCUGGAUCCAGUGCAGGGCUUGAAACAAAGGGGGAGCUCAAGGUGGUCAUAGCAGAGAAUGGAUUCUCUCUUGCCCCCGGAGCCCCCCUUAGCAAAGGGAUUUUGGAAGAGGUGAGGAUCCUACUUGCCCUCUGGUAGGUUCUGUGCCAGGCUCAGGUGCCCAGAGAUAUAAAUUAGAAUUAUUCAGCAGAAUUUUUUUUUUUAAGCACUCAUUAAAGUGUAGCACUGUGACUGUGAGGACUUCUACAAUAGUUACUUGGCAUUUUAAUCUUUCAACACUAGAUGUGGACAUGGGAUGACAACAAGAUGACAAACCCCAUUUUCCACAGAGAUGCCAGAGGAAGGUGACAUUGGGCGGGGAGGCACUCAGGAGGUAUAAAUUGAGGAUGGAGAGGAGGGACCUUGGUCUGAAAGGAGUUUUGGAGUUGGCAGAGGAUGGAGGAGUAGAGAAAUGAGAAUUAGAAAAGAAUUAGCAUCUGGGCAGUGAUUGGUUGGGGUGAAAGGCUUGGGGUGGGAACUUUAGAAGAAAUUUUUGCCUGUGACAAAUUCCCUGGAGUACGUGUGACCCAGAUACAGUGUAAGAAGUAGUGUGACACAAUAGCCAAGAUAUGGAAACAACCUAAGUGUCCAUCAAUAGACAAAUGGAUAAAGAAGAUGUGAUACAGAUAUACAAUGGAAUAUUAUUCCGCCAUGAAAAAGAAGGACAUCCUACCAUUUUGCAACAACUUGGAUGAACCUUGAGGGCAUUAUGCUAAGUCAGGCAGAGGUGCCUGGGUGGCUCAGUUGGUUAAGCAUCCAACUCUUGAUUUUGGCUCAGGUCAUGAUCUCGGGAUCCUGAGAUGGAGCCCCACAUGGGGUUCCCUGCUCAGCAGGGAGUCUCCUUGAGAUUCUUUCUCUCUCCCUCUCCCUCAACCCCUACUCAUGCACUCUCUCAAAUAAAUAAAAUCUUUUUUUUAAAUAAAAUCUUUUUUUUUUUUAAAGAAAGGUAGAGAAAGACAAAUGCUCUAUGAUAUCACUUUAUGUGGAAUCUUAAAACACCAAACUCGUAGAAACAGAAGAGUGGUUACCAGUGGCUGUGGGGUGGGGGAAAUGGGGAGAUGUUGGUCAAACGGUACAAACUUGCAGUUAAAAGAUGAGUAUGUUCUAGGGAUCUACUGUGCAACAGGGUGAUUAUAGCUAGUAAUACUGCAUCAUGUCCUUGGAAGUUGCUAAGAGACUAAAUCUUAAAUGUUCUCACCACAAUCACGGAAACGGUAAUUAUGGGAUGUGUUGGAGGCAUCAGCUAACUCUACAGUGGUUAUCACUUUGCAAUGUAUAGAUGUAUCAAAUCAGCAUGUUGUACACCUUAAACUUACACAAUGUUGCAUGUCCAUUAUAUCUGAAAAAAGCAAAAAAAAAAAAAAAGUUGUAUAACAGACACCUGGUCCCUGGGCUGUGAAGUCUCCUGCUUUCUUACCAUGAUACCUUCAUGAGAGAGGUUUUGAGGAAGUAAAGAAAAGGGGUUGUGUUCUGGGUGCAAUUCACGGCAGCCCUGGAGGCAGAAAAAUGUGGGUUAAGUAAAUAACUCAGUGGGAAGCAGAAAACAACCCCAGGAAAUGGGAGAAUUCACAACCCCAGGAUCUGCAUCAAGGAGGGUGCUGGGCAUCCCCUAAAAUAAGGUGGCUGCUCAAGAGCCAUUUGAUGCGGCUCUCACAGGGCAGUGUGAAGCUCAGAAGUUGUAAGGGAAAUAACUUGCCAAAUCUGAUUUCAUAAAACACAAAGGUAAAAGAUGUGACAAAUGAAAAAUAUUGGCAAUUUCGAUAGAAUGGCAUCAGAUCGGUAAGAAGCAAUAAAACCCAGUCGUAAAUGGGCAAACUAUAAGGACAGGAGUAAACAGAUGUCAUCAAAUAAAUAGGAAAAACCACAAGAAAUGAAAGGU
This is a messenger RNA of Mirounga angustirostris (Northern elephant seal), 6914 nucleotides long. It is a transcript of the gene MAT1A, whose product is annotated as methionine adenosyltransferase 1A. The coding region runs from base 47 to 1237 and encodes 396 amino acids. Lineage: Eukaryota; Metazoa; Chordata; Mammalia; Carnivora; Phocidae. Gene Ontology annotation, biological process: S-adenosylmethionine biosynthetic process. The record is from RefSeq and is a predicted model, not a curated record. The transcript has 9 exons. Gene Ontology annotation, molecular function: methionine adenosyltransferase activity; ATP binding. Gene Ontology annotation, cellular component: cytosol.